CUCUCCAGCGCUGCUGCCACCGGGGCGCUCCAGGGGUCUGCGCCCGUCUGCUCUGCCCCAGACCUGCCGGCGAAGGGUUUAUGCCAGCGUGGCUUCAUUCAUACAGAUGAACCAAGCAUUGGGAUAGCAGUAUAAAAUUAGAAUCAGACAGCUGACUGCUCAGCAGGAUGCCAUCAACUAACAGAGCAGGCAGUCUAAAGGACCCUGAAAUUGCAGAGCUCUUCUUCAAAGAAGAUCCGGAAAAGCUCUUCACAGAUCUCAGAGAAAUCGGCCAUGGGAGCUUUGGAGCAGUAUAUUUUGCACGAGAUGUGCGUACUAAUGAAGUGGUGGCCAUCAAGAAAAUGUCUUAUAGUGGAAAACAGUCUACUGAGAAAUGGCAGGAUAUUAUUAAGGAAGUCAAGUUUCUUCAAAGAAUAAAACAUCCCAACAGUAUAGAAUACAAAGGCUGCUAUUUACGUGAACACACAGCAUGGCUUGUAAUGGAAUAUUGUUUAGGGUCUGCUUCAGAUUUACUAGAAGUUCAUAAAAAGCCAUUACAAGAAGUGGAAAUAGCAGCAAUUACACAUGGUGCUCUCCAGGGAUUAGCUUAUUUACAUUCUCAUACCAUGAUCCAUAGAGAUAUCAAAGCAGGAAAUAUCCUUCUGACAGAACCAGGCCAAGUGAAACUUGCUGACUUUGGAUCUGCUUCCAUGGCAUCCCCUGCCAAUUCUUUUGUGGGGACACCAUAUUGGAUGGCCCCAGAAGUAAUUUUAGCCAUGGAUGAAGGACAGUAUGAUGGCAAAGUUGAUGUAUGGUCUCUUGGAAUAACAUGUAUUGAAUUAGCCGAGAGGAAGCCUCCUUUAUUUAAUAUGAAUGCAAUGAGUGCCUUAUAUCACAUAGCCCAAAAUGAAUCCCCUACACUACAGUCUAAUGAAUGGUCUGAUUAUUUUCGAAACUUUGUAGAUUCUUGCCUCCAGAAAAUCCCUCAAGACCGCCCUACAUCAGAGGAACUUUUAAAGCACAUGUUUGUUCUUCGAGAGCGCCCUGAAACAGUGUUAAUAGAUCUUAUUCAAAGGACAAAGGAUGCAGUAAGAGAGCUGGACAAUCUGCAAUAUCGAAAGAUGAAGAAACUCCUUUUUCAGGAGGCACAUAAUGGACCAGCAGUAGAAGCACAGGAAGAAGAGGAGGAGCAAGAUCAUGGUGUUGGCCGGACAGGAACAGUGAAUAGUGUUGGAAGCAAUCAGUCUAUCCCCAGUAUGUCUAUCAGUGCCAGCAGCCAAAGCAGCAGUGUUAAUAGUCUUCCCGAUGCAUCAGAUGACAAGAGUGAGCUAGACAUGAUGGAGGGAGACCAUACAGUGAUGUCUAACAGUUCUGUCAUCCACUUAAAACCUGAGGAGGAAAAUUACCAAGAAGAAGGAGAUCCUAGAACAAGAGCAUCAGAUCCACAGUCUCCACCUCAAGUCUCUCGUCACAAAUCACAUUAUCGUAAUAGAGAACACUUUGCAACUAUACGAACAGCAUCACUGGUUACAAGACAAAUGCAAGAACAUGAGCAAGACUCUGAACUUAGAGAACAGAUGUCUGGUUACAAGCGGAUGAGGCGACAGCAUCAAAAGCAGCUGAUGACUUUGGAAAAUAAACUGAAGGCAGAGAUGGACGAACACCGGCUCAGAUUAGAUAAAGAUCUUGAAACUCAGCGUAACAAUUUUGCUGCAGAAAUGGAGAAACUUAUUAAGAAACACCAAGCUGCUAUGGAAAAAGAGGCUAAGGUGAUGGCCAACGAGGAGAAAAAAUUCCAGCAACACAUUCAGGCUCAACAGAAAAAAGAACUGAAUAGCUUUUUGGAGUCUCAAAAAAGAGAAUAUAAACUUCGGAAAGAGCAGCUUAAGGAGGAGCUGAAUGAAAACCAGAGCACACCUAAAAAAGAAAAGCAGGAAUGGCUUUCAAAGCAGAAGGAGAAUAUACAGCAUUUUCAGGCAGAAGAAGAAGCUAAUCUUCUUCGACGUCAAAGGCAGUAUCUAGAGCUAGAAUGUCGUCGCUUCAAAAGAAGAAUGUUACUUGGGCGACAUAACUUGGAACAGGACCUUGUCAGGGAGGAGUUAAACAAAAGGCAAACUCAGAAGGACUUGGAGCAUGCGAUGCUAUUGAGACAACAUGAGUCCAUGCAAGAACUGGAGUUUCGCCACCUCAACACUAUUCAGAAGAUGCGCUGUGAGUUGAUCAGAUUGCAGCAUCAGACUGAGCUCACUAACCAGCUGGAGUACAAUAAGAGAAGGGAGCGAGAACUGAGGCGGAAACAUGUCAUGGAAGUUCGGCAACAGCCUAAGAGUUUGAAGUCUAAAGAACUCCAAAUAAAAAAGCAGUUUCAGGAUACCUGCAAAAUUCAAACCAGACAGUACAAAGCAUUAAGGAAUCACCUAUUGGAAACUACACCAAAGAGUGAGCACAAAGCUGUUCUGAAAAGACUCAAGGAGGAGCAGACUCGGAAGUUAGCCAUCUUGGCUGAGCAGUAUGAUCAUAGCAUUAAUGAAAUGCUCUCCACACAAGCUCUGCGUUUGGAUGAAGCACAAGAAGCAGAAUGCCAGGUUUUGAAGAUGCAGCUGCAGCAGGAACUGGAGCUGUUGAAUGCAUAUCAGAGCAAGAUCAAGAUGCAGGCUGAGGCCCAACAUGAUCGAGAGCUUCGAGAGCUGGAACAGAGGGUCUCCCUUCGCAGGGCACUCUUAGAACAAAAGAUUGAAGAAGAGAUGUUGGCUUUGCAGAAUGAACGCACAGAACGAAUACGUAGCCUGCUUGAGCGUCAAGCCAGAGAAAUUGAAGCUUUUGACUCUGAAAGCAUGAGAUUAGGUUUUAGUAACAUGGUCCUUUCUAAUCUCUCCCCUGAGGCAUUCAGCCACAGCUACCCAGGAGCUUCUAGUUGGUCUCACAAUCCUACUGGGGGGCCAGGACCUCACUGGGGUCAUCCCAUGGGUGGCACACCACAAGCUUGGGGUCAUCCGAUGCAAGGUGGACCCCAACCAUGGGGUCAUCCCUCAGGGCCAAUGCAAGGGGUACCUCGAGGUAGCAGUAUGGGAGUCCGCAAUAGCCCCCAGGCUCUGAGGCGGACAGCUUCUGGGGGACGGACGGAACAGGGCAUGAGCAGAAGCACGAGUGUCACUUCACAAAUAUCCAAUGGGUCACACAUGUCUUACACAUAAUAAUUGAAAGUGGCAAUUCCGCUGGAGCUGUCUGCCAAAAGAAACUGCCUACAGACAUCAUCACAGCAGCCUCCUCACUUGGGUACUACCAUGUGGAAGCUGUGCAUAUGGUAUAUUUUAUUUGUCUUUGUAAAGCGUUAUGUUUUGUGUUUACUAAUUGGGAUGUCAUAGUAUUUGGCUGCCGGGGUUUUUGUGGUUGGCUUUUUGUUUUUAACUUUUGGAAAAAUUUUAAAGUGGAAAUACAUAAAUAUUUCAUGUAUGUGGCAAAAAUUGGCUUAAUAGAAGGGGUAUUAUCUGAACAAUAUAAAAAUAAAAUGAAGCAAACUAAUCUGAAUCAUCACUUUAGGGUAUCCAUAGCCUAAGAAAUUUGUUGGAAGAUGUAAAGCCUUCCUUCAUAUUCCAAAUUCUGUGAGUCACUGACAGCAGGCAGCAUCCAUGCUGAAACACAUUCUUACUGAAAUAUACCUCCACUCCUCACCAGUGUGUUUGCUUUAUUUAUGAAUUGAUCUGAUUUUUCAACCUCAUUUGGACUAAAAAUCAGAAGACCAUGAACAUUAAAAGAUUGUAUUUACCCUUUCAGUGGCAGAAAAUCAUGUAGUUCUUUGCUACAAACUCAGAAAUUUGUCAGAUUUUGUAGGUUGUAUCAUGAUAAGAUGGAGUUGCUUAAGGAGAUCAUAAGCUGUGUGGCUAUUGCACUAACAAGCCAGUGAGCUUUCAGAGGGAGAAUUUAGAGGACCAGAGGGGCCCCUAAGAAGUUUCUGUGAUAGGAAUGUUCAGCAGGGAGAAGGAGGUAACGUCUAUAUAACCUGACAUUUUGUUUCUUGUACAAUAUCUCGUCUGAUCCAAAUCAUAAGACCCCAGACAGUACCUUUGCUUUGUAAAAAAAUGAAGACAUAUAGCCAACACAAAGCAAAUGCCAGAGGUAUUGAAUUAUGCCAUAUUUGUGAACUGCCAUCCAUUAGAAUAUUCAUUCACACUACAUAGAUAUAAUUUUAUUAUCCCCUUUUUUGCUUAUGGAAUUUCCUGUUUACAAGUAGCAAUAGUCAAGUAUUUAAAUACUUAGUUGCCACCAGGAGUCACUGAGCCAAUGACUCCCAGCUGCUGACUAAUCUUCCCACUGUAGUUGUUGCUUCAUUUUCAGGUACUCUGUGCUUAAUUGCUGUUUUUGUUGCUGUAGUACCUUACAAAUUCUUAAUUCGUUGAGACUUAGUGACCAUCUGGGUCCACGUUAAUAUCCCAUAAUAGCAAGUUCCCUUUGAGAAGUCUCUAGCUUUAGUGCUAAAAUACUACUGAGAAAGAAACUAGGUAGUUUGGUGAGUGAAAGAAAACAAAAGUUGAAAAUACUAUGUAGUGGUCAGGGACCACCUACAUUUGUGGAGUGUGUUUCGUCUGUUCUUCAAUGAAGGGGCAAUCCAGUGUUCUUCAUCAAUGUUAGUUAAUAUCCCAUUGCUUGUGUGGAGCUUGAGUUGGUGGUAAACUAGGGCCAAUGCUCUCUUUUAGUGAGAGACCAGAGGUUUUUUAUAAGUUAUUGUCCCUUUUCAUUUGUCUUGAAGAGCUCUUGCUACUAACUCUGGAUCCUGCUUUUCAUUUAGGUAGAUGGGAAGCAUUCUCUUAAUCAUAAUUAGAACAUAGCCGGGCGGUGGUGGCACACGCCUUUAAUCCCAGCACUUGGGAGGCAGAGGCAGGCAGAUUUCUGAGUUUGAGAGUUCGAGGCCAGCCUGGUCUACAGAGUGAGUUCCAGGACAGCCAGGGCUACACAGAGAAACCCUGUCUCAGAAAAACAAAACAAAACAAAAAAAACCAAAAAAUCAUAAUUAGAACAAACUAGUGACCAAAUUGUCAUCUGCUACUAUGGAUGUUCUUAGUUUUCUUAACCACAUUUUGUCUUGUCCAGGUAUGUCAGUCCAGUCUCCAUGACUUACCUCCUUCAGAAGUUUCUGACAUUGGUUUGAGGAUUUAUGACACUAAUUAAAAAGAAAAAUUAGAUCAGGGUGUGGUAGCAAAUGCCUAUAAUCCCAGCAUUUAGGAAGCAGGGGGGUAGGAAUCUCAGGUUCAAGGCUGCCUUCGGGUGUCUCAAAAAAGGAAGAACAAAAGAAAGGUAGAUGCUAUUGUAUAGGACCUUUGAAAAUCCAAUAGAAGGUUAAUAGUAUUCACACAUACUUCUAGGCACAGUUUUAAACAUAUUCCCUAUCAGUUUUUAGAUAGACAUAUAUUUGCUAUGGCUAAUGAAAAGGGCUUUUCUUUUAGUAUUUUUUUUAUUCAAAAUACUAUUAAAGAUUUUCAAACAAAUUGAAAAUUCUAUAUGUUUGGAGGAAAUAAGGGAAAGCUUUACAGUUUAAUAGGCUAUUCAAAACUAUAAAAGAAAACCAUCUUCAAAAACUAUCCUGGCAACUGUCUGCUACCAGAGGGGUUAGAUUGAGAAAGCAGAUAAGGUAUGUGCAAGACAUUUCUAAAAAAUCCAAACUACUACCAGAAACACAUUUUAUCACCCAGUGUGAGCGUCACUUGGUCAAAUUUAGUUACGGAGUCCAUUUUGAUCAUAAUGCACUCUUACUAGUGUGAUUGAAUACUAUCUGUCCUGUCCAAUAAGGAUUUCUGCCUCAUCUAAUCGAAUGGCACCCAGUUUUUCCAUGUAGGUCAUUAUAUCUGGAUUAUACCAUCAAUUUAGUUAAAAUGCAUGUAGUUUGCACAAUGGUUAAAAUGACUAGGUUUGUGUUUAUAACCUAUAGUAACUUGAGAAGAAUCAUGUGUACAGCAGGAAUUGUCACAGUAAAAAUUGGUAGCAGGAAAAUUUGAAAGCAUUUGAAAUGCCCUAAAAUUAGGGCAGGUACUUUAUGGGGAAAAAAAAAAGCAAAAAUGUCAACAUUUGACCAAAUUAACACUACCUCCUCCUCCCCAGUUAUUGGUAUUCACUUAUGAUAUGUACAUGUGUUUAAGAAAGUGAAAGCAUGGAGAACUUGUGUAGCACACCAGAAGUUGUGGAUCUAUAUCUGGUAUCCAGAACCUGACAGGGAAACGUUUCUUGUUCUCCCUUUUUUUGGGGGGUGGUCAGCAUUUUAAAAAUGCAAAACCUCAUAUGUUAAGACAUUUUAUUCAUAAUUAGAGUCCCUGCCCUUUGCACAUAACUUUUCUUAUAAACUUAGUUCUAACCCUAAAUGUUGACAUCAGAAAGUGUUUGCACUGUAUAAACAAUGUUAGCUGAAAGCAUGUUUAUUUUAAAAGAGCUCCUGCUCUCUUCCGCACAUUUCUGUAUCUAGAGAUGAGUAGUCCUGCAUUUGAGGUCACACCCACAGGUGAAACACAGCCUGAAGUCAAGGCCUUGCUAGUAAAUGGAGCUUUGUACAUAGUCAUUAUGAUUUUUUGGCUGCCUGGACAUCAAGUAAACAUAACACUAAAGAAACUGUCCUGGAGAUCCCAUCUUGCUACUAGUAAUUUUUCUGUACAUCCUUUUCAAAAAUUGAAAACUUUUUUAGAUCAUAAGGCAGAAUUUAGUAAUUUUGUGCUUUUGUAAAUGUUUAGCAUUUUAAACAGAAUACAUUGUUUUGGACACUGGAAUAAUAUGAUUUAUUUUCACCUGUAAAAAUGACUUCAUUGUACUUGAACACCUUUGCAUUUCUCCAUUUGUGCCAUUUACAAGUGGAAAUAAAUUGUAUUAUACCAUGAUCUACUGGCGUUUUAAAACUGUUACAUGUGCACAUUUGGAGUAUAGCUAUUUUCAUUUGUAUGUAUAUAUUGUAUAUACAUAUGAGUGUCUAUAUGUGUGUAUAGAUGGAUUGAUAUAACUCAUUCUAAACAUGUCUGCCAGGGCUCAAGUUUUAUUGUUCCCACGCCCCGCCCCAUGUUACAAGAAGACUGUGUGUGGUUUUAAAGAGUGAGUACUCUGGGUUGAUGCUUAUGAGAAGGUGAUGAGUAGAUGCAGUCUUUUUUUUCCCCCUUAGCACUUGUAUGGGUCAGGAAAAAGUUAAGUAAAAUAUGAUACUAUAAUUUACAAUGCAGUAAAAUUGUGCUAGGGAAGGAACCAGUUAUUGUUUCCUUAAGUUUGUUUUACAAUGCAAUAAAAGAUACAAGCUGCAGAGAAAAAUGAACUCUGCAGUGAUCACUGAGAAAGAAAGCAUGCUGGUUUGAAGGGCUGUCUCCUUUUAACUUACCUUCUUGUUGCUAAUAGUAAAUUCUUUAUGCACCUUCUACCACUUCUGAGCCGCUACUAUUCAGGCAGAGAUUUGGUCUAACACAACACACCUUUCUUUCUUUUGUUUUUCUUUUGAGAUAUGUACCCUUUCUGAUUGGAUGAUUGAUGUGUAGCCGUGGCUAGCCUCAAAUUCCUAGCAAUCUUUCUGUAAGCCUCUCAAGUACUGGGAUUACAGGCAUAAACCACCAUCCCUAUAGCCACAGCAAUCCAUUCUUUUGGAGGUUUUAUAGUUCUGCAUUUGUCUCAUGUUCAGAAUGUGAAGUGUCCUAAUGUGUAUUAAAGUCAGAAAAUAAUAUAUUUAAGGUAUACUAAGUAUGAAUCUGCUAUAAUGAUGAAAGAAAUUCUCACUUCUUAGAGUCUUUUCUCAAGGAGCAUUGGGCUGUCAUCUUUGAGCUGCUUAUCAAAAUACAGAUCAUUAUUGAAUAUAAACAAAUUCUGUUUUUAUUUUGUCCCUAAUAACAGAAGUCUCCCUUCCAUGGUUUUAGCAUUGCCUUUUUAAAAAGACACUCACCCUGAGUUGUUAAGAACUGGAAAUUUCCCACCCUCGGAUUCCUUAAAGGAUGAAGAGUGUGUUGUACACUCAGCAUAUGUGCCUCUUGUAUGCAAGGACUACUGAUUGAAGUCUGUUUUGCUGUGUCUGGUUAUGUUGUCUGCACUUUUAUGAAAUCACUACAGUAGAUCUACGUUGGAAAUAACUAUUAAUUUGUAAAGAAAUUUUUAUUAAACACUGUAGAAAAAGUGAA
Molecule: messenger RNA, 8105 nt
Organism: Grammomys surdaster
Lineage: Eukaryota; Metazoa; Chordata; Mammalia; Rodentia; Muridae
Gene: Taok1
Product: TAO kinase 1
Exons: 20
Coding region: 168-3173 (1001 amino acids)
Biological process (GO): execution phase of apoptosis; protein phosphorylation
Molecular function (GO): protein kinase activity; ATP binding
Source: RefSeq, a predicted model, not a curated record